This is a messenger RNA of Oncorhynchus keta (chum salmon), 3992 nucleotides long. RefSeq names its product extracellular calcium-sensing receptor-like. Gene Ontology annotation, cellular component: membrane. The record is from RefSeq and is a predicted model, not a curated record. Gene Ontology annotation, biological process: G protein-coupled receptor signaling pathway. The transcript is spliced from 6 exons. The coding region runs from base 1 to 2577 and encodes 858 amino acids. NCBI's taxonomy places the organism in Eukaryota, Metazoa, Chordata, Actinopteri, Salmoniformes, Salmonidae. Gene Ontology annotation, molecular function: G protein-coupled receptor activity.
AUGGCACUUAGUACAGGAGUGGUUCUCCGGCUGCUGAUGGUGGUGAUCAGGGGUAUAGCUGCUCCAGCCCCAAUCUGCUCUCUGCUGGGCCAACCCGCUCUGCCUCUCCUGUCUGCCGAGGGGGACAUCAACAUUGGGGCAGUGUUCCCUCUACAUAGGAAUGCCCUCUUCAAGGUCCAUUCGUUCACCUCCAGACCAGAGAAAACACCCUGUAUCAGUUUAGACCAACGUGAGUUCCAGUUUGCACAGACCCUGAUCUUUGCCCUGGAGGAGAUCAACAACAGCAGUGAUCUGCUCCCAGGGCUGUCUCUGGGUUACCAGGUCUAUGACUCCUGUAGCUAUGCCCCCCUUGCCAUCCACUCAGCCCUGGCGCUGAUGAACAGCCCUGGGCCUGAGGACAGCCUGGGAGACCCUUCCUCCUGUUCCAGAUCUCCAGCCGUGUUGGGUAUUGUAGGGGAGUCAAGCUCCACAUCCACCAUCGGAAUAUCAUCCCUGGUCGGACCAUUCAACAUCCCUGUGAUCAGCCACUUUGCCACCUGUGCUUGUCUGAGUAACAAAAAAAAGUUCCCCUCCUUCUUCAGAACCAUCCCCAGUGACUUCUACCAGAGCAGAGCCCUGGCAAAGCUGGUCAAACACUUUGGAUGGAACUGGGUGGGAGUGGUGAACAGCAACAAUGACUAUGGAAACAACGGCAUGGCCACAUUCAUGGAGGCAGCGUGGCAUGAAGGGGUCUGUGUAGAGUACCAAGAGUCCAUCCACCGCACAGACCCCAGAGAGAAGCUCCUGGAAGUCGUCAAGGUCAUCCGGAGGGCCACAGCUAGGGUGGUGGUACUGUUCUUGACCUUGGGGGAACUCAUCCCCCUGAUGAAUGAGAUGGCCCUGGAGGGAGACCCAGGGCUGCAGUGGGUGGGCAGCGAGGCCUGGAUCACAGCCAGAAUGCUGACGGAGAACAAGGCCUACAGCUUCCUGAGGGGGGCGGUGGGCUUUGCCAUCAGGAAUGCCAGGCUGGAUGGUCUGGAGGGAUUCCUAGACAAGGUGCACCCCUCCCAGGCGCCAGACAACACCCUGCUCAGGGAGUUCUGGGAGACUGUGUUCAAGUGCUCAUUCGAGGGGGGCAGCAGCACACUGUGCACAGGAACAGAGAGCUUAGCAAAGCUGAAGAACCAAUACACUGACAUGUCAGAGCUGAGAAUAUCCAGUAAAGUGUACACAGCUGUAUAUGCCAUUGCACACGCUCUGCACAACCUACUGACAGACUUAAAGAAUGACACAGACAGUGGCAAAAGACCAGUCUACACACCACAGCAGGUGCUACAGUACCUAAAGGAGGUGAGGUUUAGAGUAAAGACAGGAGAGGAGAUCUGGUUUGAUGAUAACGGAGAUGUGGUGGCGUGCUACGACCUAGUGAACUGGCAGCAGGAGGAGGAUGGGACCCUGCAGUUCCAUGUUGUGGGGCUGUAUGAUUCCUCGAUGCCCCCUGAACAGCGCAUUACCUUCAACAAGGGAAAACUGGUCUGGGUCGGGGGCAAGGCAGAGGCACCUGCAGCAGUGUGCAGUGAGAGCUGUCCCACAGGCACUCGUAAGGCUGUACAGAAAGGAAAGCCUGUAUGCUGUUAUGACUGUGUACCAUGUGCGGAGGGAGAGAUCAGUAAUAUCACAGAUUCUAACGGCUGCUAUCGAUGUGAUUUGGAGUAUUGGUCAAAUGAAAAAAGGGACCGCUGUGUGUUGAAACCAGUUGAAUUCCUCUCCUAUGAAGAAAUGAUGGGCACAGUUCUGGUGUUUUUCUCCUUACUGGGGUCCGGUGUUACUACUCUGGUAGCUGUUGUGUUUUCAAUUCAUAAGGACACUCCCAUCGUCAGGGCCAACAACUCUGAGCUGAGCUUCCUGCUGCUCUUCUCCUUGACUCUGUGUUUUCUGUGUUCUCUUACUUUCAUUGGCCGGCCCUCUGAGUGGUCCUGUAUGCUGCGCCACACAGCGUUUGGGAUCACCUUCGUCCUCUGCAUGUCUUGUGUUCUGGGGAAAACAAUAGUGGUGUUGAUGGCCUUCAGGGCUACACUUCCAGGCAGUAAUAUCAUGAAAUGGUUUGGUCCUCCACAGCAGAGACUCAGUGUUCUGGCUUUCACUCUCAUACAGGUCCUGAUCUGUGUACUUUGGUUAACAGUCUCCCCUCCUUUCCCCUACAAGAACAUGAAGACUUAUAAGGAAAAGGUCAUUCUAGAGUGUGAUGUGGGUUCAGCUAUUGGUUUCUGGGCUGUGUUGGGGUAUAUAGGACUCCUGGCUCUCUUGUGCUUUGUGCUGGCUUUUCUGGCUCGAAAGCUGCCUGAUAACUUCAAUGAGGCCAAAUUCAUCACCUUCAGCAUGCUCAUAUUCUGUGCAGUCUGGAUCACCUUUAUCCCAGCUUAUGUCAGCUCUCCUGGGAAGUUCACUGUAGCUGUAGAGAUAUUUGCUAUUCUGGCCUCCAGUUUUGGUUUACUUUUCUGCAUAUUUGCUCCUAAAUGUUUCAUUAUAUUGCUGAGGCCAGAGCAAAACACCAAGAAACAUAUGAUGGGGAAGACAUCCAAUGAUAUACGAUAUUAAAGAAACAUAUUUUGGGAAAGGCGUCAACCAAAGCCCUUCAGGAUGAAUAGUGACCAUUGGCCUAUUCAAACUCUUUCUAUAAUAAACACAGACACAUCGUAUCUAAGUCAGUCAUGGGUUAAAUUCAUCCACAGACACAUCAUAUCUAAGUCAGUCAUGGGUUAACCUCAUCCACAGACACAUCGUAUCUAAGUCAGUCAUGGGUUAAACUCAUCCACAGACACAUCAUAUCUAAGUCAGUCAUGGGUUAACCUCAUCCACAGACACAUCAUAUCUAAGUCAGUCAUGGGUUAACCUCAUCCACAGACACAUCAUAUCUAAGUCAGUCAUGGGUUAAACUCAUCCACAGACACAUCAUAUCUAAGUCAGUAAUGGGUUAACCUCAUCCACAGGCUCAAUUGAUACCGAAAAAUAGAGCCUGGAAACACUGUACAAUGAAGUGUUACUUGAAAGGGGAAGGGUUCAAAUCAAGGCAGGAUAGAGAGCCUGCUACAGUUUGACUAUGAACACUGCAGAAAACCUCACAAUGAUCAUAUGACUUUUAGGAAGCACAAACUGAUUCUGAGUUCGGGCAUAUUUCUUAUUUUAUUUAUUUCACCUUCAUUUAACCAGGUAGGCUAGUUGAGAUGAAGUGCUCAUUUACAAAUGCGACCUGGCCAAGAUAAAGCAAAGCAGUGCGACACAAACAACAACACAGAGUUACACAUGGAACAAACAAACAUGGAGUCAAUAAUACAAUACAGUGUGUGCAAAUGAGGUAGGAUGAGGGAGGUAAGACAAUAAAUAGGCCAUAGUAGAUACAUAAUUACAAUAUAGAAUUUAAACACUGGUGUGAUAAUAUGUGCAGAAGAUGAAUGUGCAAGUAGAGAUACUGGGGUACUAAAGGAGCAAAAUAAGACAUUUGCAUGUGAGAGAUAGACGUGAACUCACUUCCUUGUUUAGCCUAAUUCGUUUGCAGAGGGCAGGUUCUAAGGGUUUUGUUGGAUGGUGAUGGACUGAGAUAUCAGCCAAUGUAAAUCUGCUCCUGCCAUGGGCUCCAUUCCGGUCUCUUCAUGAGACAUUGUGAGAGAUGGUUCGAAAGAGAAAGAGCCGGCUGGUAGACGAGAUCUGUCACAUGUACAUGGAUGUUAAAUAAGUUCUGAACACACAUCCAACAGCACAUUAUGCCAAGCAGCCAUAUCUACAUGGGUGUGGUCGCACAUUAUCAAAGUCAAGACAAUAAUUUUGACAUAGCCUAUGUUUCUCACUGCUCUACCCCAGCAGCCACUGACAGCCUGCUGUGCUUCCACAGGCCCCCUCAGUGACUCCCUCAGUGACUGCUGCUGUCCAGUCCAGGUCCAGAUCAGGAGCCCACACACAAGCCCCUUACUGAGCCUCUGUCUCACAGGCCUGCUCUGGACAAGCAUGGUCUACUA